This is a messenger RNA of Cheilinus undulatus (humphead wrasse), 1576 nucleotides long. It is a transcript of the gene ccr9a, whose product is annotated as chemokine (C-C motif) receptor 9a. Gene Ontology annotation, molecular function: chemokine receptor activity. The record is from RefSeq and is a predicted model, not a curated record. The transcript has 3 exons. Gene Ontology annotation, cellular component: membrane. Gene Ontology annotation, biological process: chemotaxis; immune response; G protein-coupled receptor signaling pathway. The coding region runs from base 128 to 1261 and encodes 377 amino acids. NCBI's taxonomy places the organism in Eukaryota, Metazoa, Chordata, Actinopteri, Labriformes, Labridae.
CGUGUCAUGUAGCUCCACCCCGUCUAACUUCUGCUUUGACUCGUCUGGCGGCGGUUUAACGGUCAGAAAGUGAGACGCGGUGAGACGCAGACUGUCACAAAUCAACAAAAACAAAGGAUCUGAUCACAUGACCAUCAUGGAUGACAUCACCACACCGUUCACCAGCGAGUACGAGUACGAGUCUUACUCGUUAAGCCCCUCCCCCGGCACUGAGGACUACGACAUCCCGGACAUGAUGUGUGACCGCGAAGACGUGCGGAACUUCAGGAGACACUUCGAGCCGCCGUUUUACUGGAUAAUCACCUUGGUGGGCGGAGCUGGGAACCUGGCGGUGGUUCUGAUCUACCUGAACUUCCGCCGGCGGCUGAAGACCAUGACGGACGUGUACCUGUUGAACCUGGCGGUGGCCGACCUGUUGUUCCUGGUCUCGCUGCCCCUGUGGGCGGCAGACGCCCUGCACGGCUGGACCCUGGGAUUGGUGCUCUGUAAGAUGAACGCCGCCCUCUACAAGGUGAACCUGUUCAGCUCCAUGCUUCUGCUCACCUGCAUCAGCAUCGAUCGCUACGUGGUCAUCGUUCAGAGCGCCAAGGCGCAGAACUCGCAGGCGGAGCGGCGCCGUUCCAGCCGGAUAGUGUGUCUGGUGGUGUGGUUGGUGGCGAUGGUGCUGGCGAUCCCCGACCUGCUGUUCACCCACAUCAAGGAGAGCGAGGAGCCGCGGUACUGCACCAACGUGUUCCCGUCCGACCUGGGCCAGAGCACCAAGAUCGUGGUGCUGUCCCUGCAGGUCAGCAUGGGUUUCUGCCUGCCGCUGCUCGUCAUGGCGUUCUGCUACAGCGUCAUCUUCCUCAAGCUGCUCUCCACCAAGAACUUCCAGAAGCACAAGGCCAUGCGUGUCAUCCUGGCCGUGGUGGUGGCGUUCGUGGUGACUCAGCUGCCCCACAACGGCGUGCUGGUGAUGGAGGCGGCGCAGGCGAACAACACCACCUCGAUGGACUGUGGCGAGAUAAAGCGCUUCAACAUCGUGGGCCAGGUGCUGAAGAGCUUCGCCUACAUGCACGCCUGUCUCAACCCCUUCCUCUACGUCUUCGUCGGCGUGCGUUUCCGCCGCGACUUGCUGCAGCUGCUCAGCGUCUGCCGCCGUCAGCCGGUCGUCCAGACCACCAAGAGUCUGCCCAGCAAGUCCGGAUUCAGGAGUCCGCUGAACUCCACCCGAGCCACCUCCGUGUCAGACAGCGACACGUCACAGGGACUGUCUCUGUAAGGACCAAAACAACUUCCUGUUUGAGCUGCUGUCACACGCUGAUGACAUCAUCAAUGAGCCCAAAAGUCUUCUGUUUGUUUUAAAAUCCAGACAAUUAUUAUCAUUAUUAUUGUUUAAACAGACUGAUGUACACUUAAGGGUCUGCGCUUUCAGUUUGUAUCAAGGAAUUAUUAUCAGGAUAUCAUCGAAAUAAUCCUGUAAAAUAAUCCUGUAAAAUUAUCAUUAAAAAUUAUCCUUUAAAAUAAUCCUGUAAAAUAAUCCUUAAAAAUUAUCCUUUAAAAUAAUCCUGUAAAAUAAUCCUUAAAAAUUAUCCUU